AUGGAACUGAGUUUGUGUGUUGCUACCUGCUUAACACAUUAUUGCCGCGUGUUGGCUUAUCGUGUUCCUUUUUAUUACACAGUUUUAGAUAGAUUGCUAUCGUGUAGCAGAAGUGGAUGCGCAAUUCGCUCCAUCUUGGAUUGGGAACAGAUUAUUAACAACCAUCUGGUUUGUGGCACCAGUUUGACUACAGUGCAGUUGCAACAGUUGUCAAGGUUUCUGUCAGAAUUAGCUCCCUGGUGUCAGCGAAUGGCGCAGAAAAACGUGGAAGGAUGUGUUUUCUGUCGGAGCAAUCAGGCACCGUUUGAGCAGUACGUUACACACAAGGUUAAGGACCGUUUUGGACGAGUGGCCUGCCCGAUGCUCCGGCAAUUCAUCUGUCCUAUAUGCGGCGCUACUGGGGAUACGGCGCACACUCUGCGCUACUGCCCGAAGAACAGCCAGUCGGGGAACAGACGCGACCAAGGAAAGAAAUGUCGAAAUGCUCCUGGUCCAAGCGUGCAAUUGAUCGAAGCUGGACUUCUCGAUCAUAAGCUGUUCUCUGCAAAGGAGCGAUGCAUCCUCCCCUUCUGAGUGCUGGCGGUACUCACGCCGUCGUACGUUCGAAGAUCUGCGUCCUUGUUGUUGUAUGUCAAAGAGCAUCCCACAUCACAUCAGGAUCAAUGUUUCAUAGUUUACCCAUUUGAGUUUUAUCCACCCAAAACAAACCCUUAGUGCAAUUGUUUACUACCCAGCGGUUCAUUAUGGACCCUCGAUUUACCGCAAAUUGUUCCAAUCCCAUUGAUCAGUUCGGACCGUUUUUAC
Dicrocoelium dendriticum is the source of this 804-nucleotide messenger RNA. Lineage: Eukaryota; Metazoa; Platyhelminthes; Trematoda; Plagiorchiida; Dicrocoeliidae. The record is from the annotation of a GenBank genome assembly.